AUGGCAGAUGUGCUGGGACUGAGCCGCGCCGCCGGAUUCCGGCUCGAAGGAAGCGCCGAUGCCAAGACCGGCCAGAUUAUCAAUCAAAAAGGUUGGUUAGAGACUUUAAAGGAGCAUAGGAAGGUUUCAAAAAAGGUCCUAAAGCAAUAAACUCUCUGACCAGGGAAUAGUUCAUGGUUCAUGGUGUAGUUUUUUACGCUGAUUUCAAAUCCGGUCUCGAAAUCUGCCACCGAAGCCUGUGAAAAAAGUUAUGGACCCUCAAAGGUCGAGAUACAAUCCUGCGCCUUUAAAUGAUGUAGAGGAUUUUACAGGUGAGUAAACUAUAAAAAUAGUGGGCUCAUUCGUGAUGUUUUUAUUAAAGUUGGACUUCGGGGACCGGAUCGGGGAAUUUCUAGUGACCACUUUAGUAGCGUCAGAACCCUUAAGUGAUCCCUAGAAUGUUUCAGAAACGUCCGGUUUUUGAGUUCCAAGUGCUAAAAAGUUUCAAUGGAAAGUCCUAGGAUAGUUUUUUUCUUUUUGCAAGUUGAUCUAGAGCUUUUUUUGUUCAAGUAAGAAGAAAAUCCGGGUUUAUAUCGCUCUUCCAGUGCUGAAUUUUCAGACUCCAAACCAUUGUUGUAAUUUUAAAAUCUUCGACUUGAAUAUAUCGAAAAAAGCUUCAGGCGAAUCGCUGGCCAAGGAGACGAUCGUCAAGUACACAGCCUCGCAGGCCUACGUCGUCCUGACCGAUCUGGAAUCGUCGAUCGCCGGGAAGACGAUCAAAGUCGCUCCGAAGGAGGAGGACCUCCACCUCAAGCUCGGCAGCAUCGAGGUUAGUUUUUGAGUCUUCGAAACAUGUCCAAAGUCUUGGGAAUUUUAGAGUGGUUCCAAUAAGAAUUAUGGGGAAUAACAACCGCUAUAGCGACCGGAAAAGUGGUCCUUAUAGGGGUUGAAUCAAGGUGGUCCCUAUAGGGGUUCAUGGCCUGACCCCUUAGCCCCUAAAGCUUAAGUGGUUCCUAUAGGGUUGCUCAAUUUUUCAGUUUUUUGCAUGCAAGUGCUUCUUCACAUAGAUUUCAUAAAGUUUUUCGACCAGCAUGUCCCCUAUAGGGGCCACUAACUGAAACCCCAUAUAGAGACCACUUUUGCAAGCUUUAGGGCUCCCAAGGGGCUGGCUAAUGUUUUAUUCCUGACUAGCAUGUCCCCUAUAGCGACCACUUUUGCAAGCUCUAGUGAUCCCUAUAGGGGUUGGUGAAAUGGUCCCUCGAAGGGCCCUUGAGGUUGCCCUAUAGGAACCACUCUGUUCCUAAGGUUUAAUGGCGGCUGGCCAAUUAGACGUGAGAAGGGAGAUGGAAGUGGGCGAAAGUGAUUUAGAUUUCUCCACGCCGAGAAUGGGAGAGAGAGGGAACGAAUAAACAUUGAAAAUUGAUGGAGAUCGAGUCCAGAAGUUUCUCUUUUCAUUCCGAACUUUAUUCGGAUUUCGGCCAUUGGGAAAAUUUUCUCUCUCUGAGAAAAGUUCACUGGGGAAAUUUUUAGUGGCCACUUUAGGGUUUUGACACCUUAGAGGCCACUAUAGGAGUCGAAUUAGUGGCCACUUAAGUGAGUGCAGAGGUCUAAGUAGUACUACGAAUCCACUGAAGUGGCUUCUAUAGAGGUGAUUUUAGUGGCCACUUUAGCGUCCUCUCCAGUUCUGGAGAAACCUCUCAAGUGGCCACUAGAGCUUUUCGCAAGACCUUGAUCUUUGAAUUUCGUGAAGAUUUGACAGUGACCCCUUGAGUGGUCAUUAAAUGAAUCAGAACCCGUUUUCUGCCAUUUUUGCUAUAAUAAAAGGGAAAAAAGCGAAAUUUUCUGACCGUUUUAUGAUACUAAAAGUCGAUUUGCUAAAGUGGCCACUUCCAGAACGCCGAGGUGGAAAAGGAGAACCGACGUCUGAUGCCGAUCGCGGCGCAGUUCCACUCGGUGCCUGAGGCGCGGCUUGCCGAGUGUCACCUGUCCGACCUGCUCGCCGAGCACACCCUGGGUCGCUUUAACCUCGAGCUCAAGAAGAACGUCACCAUCGAUUCGUUCGUCGUGAGUUUGAGCAUUCUGAAGCGGAGAAUCGGGAAGAGUUAUAGCUGAACGACUCGUGGCGCGACGACGCCGGCUUCAUCGUCACGGAUCGGAAUACUUACCAGCAGGUCACUUUCGGGUCGGCCAAGCUGUUGAAGACUCUUCAGCCGGCUUCUGGUGCGUAGUUUUCAAAAUCUAGGAGCUCCAGAGUGCUCUCUAUAGGGGCAACCUUAGCCAGCCCCUAUAGGAGCCCCAAAGCUUGCAAAAGUGGUCCCUAUAGGGGUUUCAGUUAGUGGCCCCUAUAGGGGACAUGCUAGUCGAUAAUUUUCAUGAGCUGUGCGAUAAACUAAAUAAAUAGCCUUUUUUUGAAGAAAGUGAAUGAUCCCUAUAAGGACCACUUAAGCUUUAAGGGCUAAGGGGUUAGACCCUAAAUCCCUAUAGGGACCAGCUAAAUUUUACUUUUAUAGGGACCAUUUUUUCGUCCCUUCUAGGAGUUGUUUUCCCUUUUAAACCCUAUAGGGACCACUCUGGAAUUCCUAAGUCAUUUCGAUAAUUUUGGAAAAUUGUUUCGAUUCGAUAAAUUUUCUUAAUGAGCUGGAGAAAGGUAUAGUCGCCCCUUACGAAUUUUUUCAUUAAGUGGUCCCUGAAGGGGACGGAAUAAUGACCUCUUAACAGGUUCAAGACUGGUUAGCAGAAUUCUUUGAAUUCAUACUGUCAAAAAUUAUCGGCCUAAAAAAUUCAGGUUUAGUGGUCCCUUGAGGUUUUUCAUCUCCUUUUCUGAAACUUCAUCAUUUUUUCCAGGAGUCACCAUUGUUCCCUAUAAGCCGGAGGAUUUCGACGGCCUCGCAGAUUUCGAUAAUUCGGCUUGCGGAUUUUCACGUGACGCCUAUUUAGAGGUUGGAUAAUAGUAUAGAAUUUUGAAAUUAGUGUUCAAAAAUGCAAAUUGUAGGUUCUCGCGGCGAAAUCGGCUAUUUUGGUCGCGAAAAGCGGCGCGAUCGAUGGUUAUAUCGCCGCCAAGGGAACACAGGUGAAAAUAGAACUGAAUUUGAAGAAAAAGUUGAAAAUUUGAUGAUUUUGGAACGAGAUUUGUUAUCGAAGUUGUGUUUAAAGUGAAACGAGAGAGCGGUUGGCUCGAAGAGGCGCUAGAGAUAAAAUGGAACUUUGACUUCUCUGGCGUCUCUUCAAGUCGCGACUGCUCCCUCGCUCAAGUACUGGGAAAAUUUUGAGUGACCACUUUAGGGUUUUUGAACUUUUUGUGAUCACUAUAGUGAUCGAGUGAGUGGCAACUUAAGUGACUGAAAUUUAGUGGCCUGUUUAGAAGUCUAAGUGCUAAUACUAGACCUCUAGAGCUACUAUAGUGGCCACUAAGAGCUGGAUUCACUGGUAACCUUUGUGUAUUCUCCAAGGGGAUUUUGAGGAACCUCUUAAUUGACCCCUUAAGCAUUUCCCAAUUCGUUGACAAGUCCAUUUUCAAUUUUGAGUGUCAUUUUGUGAAAUUUCAAGCGUCGUUCUCUAUUCCUGUUUUCUAGUAAUCGCAAAAAGAUCCUUUUCAUUUAUCGUUUUUUUUGCUUGAUUUUGGGAAAUUUUCUCAAGCAAUACUUCAUCUUCUUUCGGAUUAAAACCCCCAAUUAAAUGUAAUUUUUGCAGAUUUAUUGCCUAUACGCUGAAACGAUGGAGUUGGCCCACGCACUCCUGAAAGCGUACAUUGAGCAGAAUAAGUUGAAAGAGGUAGGUUUCAAGGAAAAUUGUUCAAAAAAUGAACAAGAGGUUUUUGGAAGUUCCAAAAAAGAGAACUCUCGGAAAAUUCCUAGAGAGAGUGGUACCUAUAGAGACAACUUUAGGGCCUUUGAAGGUUUCUCUCUAGGGACCACUUAACCUUCCUGUAUCCUUUAAAGCUUCCAAAAGUGGUUCCUAUAGGGGACAUUUUAGUCGAAAAUUGUUAUGAACUCUAAGAGAAAAAUAUUUCCAUGCGAGGAACAAAAAAAACCUUUUUUGAAUGAAUUUGUACGACCCCUAUAGGGGCCACUUGAACUUUAGUGGCCAAGAAGUCAGUCUCUAGACCCUAUAGGGACCACCUUAAUUUUACCCCCAUAGGAGCCACUUUUUCGGUCCCUAUAUGGGGGCUGUUUUUUGCCCUAAACCCUCUAGGGACCACUCUGGAACUUUUAAGUUUUUCUCAUACUUUUUUCGUCCGUUUAGAUUUCGAAUGUCAUGUAGAAUGACGUCAUUCAAAAACGCUCUGUGGAGGGCUCGCUCUCUGAUUGGUUUAUUGCGCCAUUAGGGGCGGAGCUUGAGCGAGGACUUGACAUUUGAAAUCUGAACAGACUAUACGAAUCUUCUCGCGUAAAAUACGAUCCUUGUUAGGUGAUUCUGUUCACGAAAACCGGCGUCUGGGAAUGCGAGCCGGAAUCGUCGCGCCCCGUACACCGGAGGCACACCCGCGCAGUUCCCUCACAGAUCAAGUGGCCAAAGGUUCAAAUUUAAUGUUUUGAUCCCAAACAAAUCCAAAAUUUACAGAUCUACGCGUUGAAUAUGGGUGUCCACAUUGUGUAA
Molecule: messenger RNA, 4575 nt
Organism: Caenorhabditis auriculariae
Lineage: Eukaryota; Metazoa; Nematoda; Chromadorea; Rhabditida; Rhabditidae
Source: the annotation of a GenBank genome assembly